This is a messenger RNA of Podarcis lilfordi (Lilford's wall lizard), 15200 nucleotides long. The record is from the annotation of a GenBank genome assembly. NCBI's taxonomy places the organism in Eukaryota, Metazoa, Chordata, Lepidosauria, Squamata, Lacertidae.
GGAAGUUUCUUCGGUAGCAACUUGGGGGCUGCCUUUGAAACAGUCACCAUCUCAACAUGUCCCUUGUCCCGGCACUCUUUGAGCUGGCUUUGCUGCUGCAGCUGCUACAAGGUAGGUCACAACAGUUAUUUAUUAUUAUUUACUGCAUUUGUAUCCCACUUUUCCUCUGGGCAGCUCAAAGUGAUGUACGUAGUUCUCCCCAUUUUAUCCUCACAAGAGCACUGUGAGGUAGGCUGAGAGCAAGAGGCUGGCCUACGGUCAUCCAGUGAGUGGGGAGUCAGCCCUGGUCUCCCAGGUCCUAGUCCAGUGCUCUAACCACUACACCACCUCUGGCUCUCUGAGCUCAUUUGGGUGACGUUCAAACUUGCCAAGUUCAGGGAGAGCCAUCCCUACAUCAGGACACCCAGAAGAUUCUGGGAAAUGGUCUAGGGUGACACACUUCAACUUUUUCAGAUCCAUACCCACCUUUAGGUAAAGGUAAAGGGACCCCUGACCAUUAGGUCCAGUCGUGGCCGACUCUGGGGUUGUGGCGCUCAUCUCGCUUUAUUGGCCGAGGGAGCCAGUGUACAGAUUCCGGGUCAUGUGGCCAGCAUGACUGAGCUGCUUCUGGUGAACCAGAGCAGCGCACGGAAACGUCGUUUACCUUCCUGCCGGAGCGGUACCUAUUUAUCUACUUGCACUUUGAUGCACUUUUGAACUGCUAGGUUGGCAGGAGCAGGGACCGAGCAACGGGCGCUCACCCCGUUGCAGGGAUUCGAACCGCCGACCUUCUGAUUGACAAGCCCUAGGCUCUGUGGUUUAACUCACAGCACCACCCUUGUCCCAUACCCACCUUUACCCAAAGAUAAUUUGAGCAGCAGAGUCUGGUGCAUCAGGGCAAAUGGUGCACUGCCCCACCAAUCUCAAGUUAUUAUUUUUAUUAAUUUUCCAAAUGAUUACAAAUCAAACCAAAUUACUUCAAUUCAAUACAAUUUCUUCAAAUCAGGUUUCCCGCUCCUGUUGCAAACAAUGAUCAUUUCCUCCCAUAACUGCAUCAUUUCUUAUUUAGUGUCCACUUGUCGUCCUUCACUUGCUGUUAAACCGUUCUUCCAGCUGACUACUUUUUUCAUCCUUACGAACAGCGCCUCUGUUACAUCUUAUAAAUACAAAAUCCAUUUCAUGUGUGUAGUCCCACUGCCCCACCAAUCUCAGCCUGGCCUCACCUGCCUGUAGUGGCAUAGCAUUGGUUGCUGGUACCCAGGGUGGGCAAGCCGCUGAUGCCACUGGAGCACUCCUGCCCUCAUCGGACCCAAGCAGGGUUGCACUGCGCCACCUGCCCACCCGCACAAGGAGGAGCCAAGUCAGCCAACAAUGCCCUUGCCAGCCAUAUCCCGCUGAUGCCUGCAGAGGAGAGCACCAGGCGAGGCCAUGCUGGGAUAGCCCCUCACUUGCCUCCCUCACUGUGGGCCUGGACUGCUCAUUAGAAGCCAUCUCUACCUUCCCCAUAAUAGCCUUGCUUUAUCCUCCUAUUAAGGGACAUGGGUGGCGCCAUGGGUUAAACCACAGAGCCUAGGAAUUGCUGAUCAGAAGGUCGGCGGUUUGAAUCCCCGUGACGGGGUGAGCUCCCGUUGCUCGGUCCCUGCUCCUGCCAACCUAGCAGUUUGAAAGCACGUCAAAGUGCAAGUAGAUAAAUAGGUACCACUCCGGCGGGAAGGUAAACGGCGUUGAUGAGUGCCGCAACCCCAGAGUCGGUCAUGACUGGACCUAAUGGUCAGGGGUCCCUUUACCUUUUUAUCCUCCUAUUAGCUUGUACCGGGAAACACUAGAUCCCAAGGCUGGAAAGCUUGGCAAGCCACACUCCUUUCAGGAAAUGGGGUGGAAAGGCAUUGUCUUUCCUGUAGGUCUGGUAUGGCUGGAUGUGUGAGGACAGGAUCCAGGCAUCACCAAAAGGCUUCCAAUUGGGGAGGCGAACCAACAACAGCCACCUCUUAUUCUCCCAAGCCUAUGCAGAACCUAGCUCUGUUUGGGGUGGGGAAUGGGCUGUGAAGCAGCUCAGGGUGUUUCUGUUGUUGUUGUUGUUUAGUCGUGUUCGACUCUUUGUGACCCCAUGGACCAGAGCACGCCAGGCACUGCUGUCUUCCACUGCCUCCCGCAGUUUGGUCAAACUCAUGCUGGUAGCUUCGAGAACACUGUCCAACCAUCUCAUCCUCUGUCGCCUCCUUCUCCUUGUGCCCUCCAUCUUUCCCAACAUCAGGGUCUUUUCCAGGGAGUCUUCUCUUCUCAUGAGGUGGCCAAAGUAUUGGAGCCUCAGCUUCACGAUUUUUCCUUCCAGUGACCACUCAGGGCUGAUUUCCUUAAGAAUGGAGAGGUUUGAUCUUCUUGCAGUCCAUGGGACUCUCAAGAGUCUCCUCCAGCACCAUAAUUCAAAAGCAUCAAUUCUUGGCAAUCAGCCUUCUUUAUGGUCCAGCUCUCACUUCCAUACAUCACUACUGGGAAAACCAUAGCUUUAACUAUACAGACCUUUGUUGGCAAGGUGAUGUCUCUGCUUUUUAAGAUGCUGUCUAGGUUUGUCAUUGCUCUGGGUGUUUCUACAAAGACAAAAACAUGACUACAUGGGUGUUAACUGGAACUGCCUUGAACCCAAACAAACCUUGGGGGCCCCACUUCUCAAGUUUUUUUUACCAUGCAUUGGUAUGGUAGUACUGCUGCGAUCCACUUUAGAUCAAGCUACGACCAAGCUGCAGGUUCCUUCAAACCCACCAGCUGAAGACUGAUGGUGCCCUGAUGGUCUAGACCAUAUACACGGCACUUAGGGUUGCCUGUCGUAACCCUGGAUUUUCUAAUGCCUCACAUGGGAAAGUUUUGGGGGUUUUUUGCACAAAUGAAUCUGGGCUGUGUGCACUCACACAUAAGCUUCCUUUCUCUUUUAGUUUCAAGCUUUUGAACUGAGAUAUUUUUGCCCCCGCUGGUGCUAGUGGCAGGAAGCAGUGAAGUUAUAGAAAGGUCCCAUAGAAAACCACAAGCACAGCUUUCUCUGCCUUGAUACAGUGCCCUUUGCAAUGUUUUUCUUUAAAGUCAGAGCUUCAGAAGGUUCUCAUGUACCCUAACAAUUUCAUCAUAUGAGCGGCAAUCCUUAUGCAUCCAAAACAGUAACUUCCUCACAAAGCGGGGGAGGUAUCAGCAGGCUUGGGGAAAGCACCAAGGUUUGCAGAAGCACAAGCAAUCUUUAGAGAAAGAAAAAACAUAAUAAUGGUAAGAAAUCCCUCCACACACACAACAGUCCAGUGAGGAAUUGAGCAAGGUUUGUGGUCUGCUCUGCUCAUGGGACACUAGCUAAUGGUUUGAGCUGCUAAGUUUCAUGCUAAGUUUCUGCUGUGUGGUUUGUUUGUUUGUUUGUUUAUUGUCUUAAGGGCUUGCAUUUUAAUUGUAUUUUGCAUUUUCUUGUCUAUGACAAUUGCCUGGAGGUGGCACAUAAAUGCAGUGAAUGCCUGGGGUAGGGAGAGGACAGGAGGAGUAUCCUCUGGAAGGAGCAUAGAAGGUUAGGACUCUGAACAGGAACAUUCAACGCUGCAACAUUUUGUUGCAGUCCUACUUGUUUCUCUGUCAGAAAUCAUAUCCCUCAAGGCAGCCUCCUUUAGUAGUUACCACAACCGUGUGAGAUAAAUCAGGCUGAGAAUCAGACUUAACCCAGACAGUGCAGAACUGAUGCUCAUUGGUUGCGUUGGUAAGGAGACAGCCUGGCUAAUUCAGUGCAAAUAAAGCAUGCUCCUUUAUCUAACCCAACCUAAGUUGUGUACCUUUGUCACAGAGGGAUUGAAAUGGUGAAUUGCAACAUAGGGCUCACCACUCAUUUCGGGUUUUUUUGUUUUCUAGCUGCAACUCAUUGUUCUGUGGCAAAUGAACAGGCUCUCUCCCCUUACUGCACUGUAAUUGUGGUGGUGGUUCUUGAGUGUGUGUGUUUUCUUUUCAUUGCACUUAACCUCAGAGUCCCCCCUGAGCACGAUCAUUUGGCCCAGUUUGGCUAUAAUGCUGGUGGCACUCACCACCUGAGUUCGCCAUUGUGCUGUGUGCACAGAUGUGGAAAAUAAACACAUGUUUAAAGGUGUGUGACUGAAGUGAAAUACCAGCUCUUUAAAACAGGAGAGGGCUGUUCUAUCUUGUUCCAAGGUGAGCUUUUGGCUCGGAGCAACCCUUCACGAAUCCAUUUUCUUUAGCAGGGUCUUUUCAAGAAGCUCCCAUUGAAAACGUAACUGUAGUGGAGGGGGGAAAUCUGGAUCUACGCUGCUCUGUUGCUGGGGACAUCGGAUCUGCCGUGGAGUGGAAGAACCCACGUGGGUUUGUGAUUUUCUUCAGGAACACCCUGCGAGGUAGGUGCUGGGGGAAGGCAGGGACCCCAUAACAUUUCCACUGGAAAGAGGAAACAAGUAAGAUUUCCCACGGAACAGCGAUAUGAGUCACACACACCAACACAACUCAGUUUUGACAGGUUCACUCACAGCCACACUCCUGCAGGAAGUCAAUGCAAUGAAGGCCCCCUUUGCAGUGGUUAGGAUGUGUGAAUACAGCAAUUCCUUCCAACGGGUUUAUUAUGCCGCCCCUACAUUUGAAAAAGGAACGGAAAGAAAGCCCACCACUCUUUCCAACAAUCGGUUUGUUCAGGUGGGCUCUAACAUGUGCCACAAGUGUGGGGCAGUGGUUAGAGCGCUGAACUAGGACCUGGGAGACCAGGGUUCAGAUUCCCACUUGGCCAUGAAGCUCACCUUGGGCCAGUCACUGCCUCCAGGCUUAGCCUUACAGGGUUGUUUUGAGGAUUAAAUGAGGAGAGGGAGAACCAUGUCUACCACCUUGAGCACCUUGGAGAAAAAGGUGGGCUGUACAGUAAAUGCAAUCAAUCAAUCAAUAGGUAGGUAUUUAAAGAUGCCACUUUACAGGAGUGUUUUGCCUAUACUUUUGAUUCUUGGGGCACAGGAUUUCCUGGAUUACAAGGGGAGGCAUGCUUCCCUCUGCCCCCUUAUCCCUUCAACACAGCCCAUUACUCCCCUUCAUAAUGAGGCAGAACCUAAUGCACUGCUAUGCAAUCUUUUACUGACUUGCCCCCAUUGUUUCUCUCUCUUGCAGGCAUAAGAGAUCCAAGGUAUACACUUGUCCAUCAUUCAGCAGCUGACUUCUCUGUCCGUCUCUCCAACGUCACGGUGCGCGAUGAAGGAGUCUAUACAUGCCUCCACUACAUGGUGCCAACCGGAAGGAAGCAGGUGAACGUCAAUGUCUUAGGUGAGCCUCCAGGCUUUCAGUGGAUGACGGAGUGAUGGGAAGGGUGAUGUCAGAGUGGAACCUCCAACAGCUGCUGAGCAGGAGCCACAAACUCCUUGUCUAUCCCGGAAUCAAAGACAGGAGCUGAAAACCAGAGGCUGCAUUUGCACUUCCAAAGAUGCCAGAGUCGCCGGCUGAUCCCAGUUCAUUUUGCAUGAGCAGCAUUUCAUUUAUUUAAUUUGUUUGUAGUGAAACCAGUUUACAAGGAAUAUUGAUAUUAUCUGUUAAAAACCAACUGAAAACAUCAAAAGCUAAUUGAAAUUAACAGUAAGAGAUAAAGAAAGGUUAAAACAGCCAAAUUAAAAGUAAUAGCAAAAAGUUUAAAAUGAAUUUGUUUCUUUGCUUAAAUGUUUAUACAGCUCACAUUCAUAAGAAAUGCAACAAGGCAGUGUGGCAGCACAUGCAAGUUGCAACGGUAUGAAAAGCAUCAAGAAAACAUCAGUAUAAAAACCCAUAAAUUUGGCUUGGUUGAAAGAAAAUUCGCACUUCAAAGGCCUGUCUAAAUAACAUAGUUUUCAGAAAACCUCUAAGCAGUGCUAUUUUUCUAGAAAAAGAGGUGUCAGAACACCUCCUUAGUUCUCUUACAAUGGCAAUUAAGAAACCAACCAGGAAGCUGAAAUUAAGCUUGGCUUUCUGUUGCUGGGGAUAAUGGUUUGUUGCACCCCCAUAAUCAGGAUUGCCAGCCAGCCAGAAACCAUGGCUUGUUGUUGACUUGUGAUCCUUGGCUUGUUCACUAGGUGAACAUCUCUUAUCUGCAGAUGUUGAAAAAUUUGGAGCGAACCCUUCAUUCUUUGUCGUAAUGAAGUUGCGGUGGGGAGACUGUCACCUCCAAAUCUGAUUCUGUCUUCUUACAGCUGCUCCUUCCCGACCUCUGCUGGAAGCAACAAGGGUCAGAGUUCACAAUCAAGAGGAAAAGAUGGUGUUAAGGUGCUCCACCUGGGGUGCUAAACCCUCUCCUCAAAUUACGUGGUUGCUGGACAAUGGGAUGGAACUCUUUGGUAUGAACUUGCUUUCUACUUGCUUUCUUUGUGCAGUGUAUUUUGUCUUUUAAAAGCCAUUCUAGAACCAUUGGUCAGGAAUGAUGGGUUGGCCCUUGUCUCACUGAAGCAAAUUUGCAUGCACAAUAACCAAAUUUUAUUCCAUAAAAUCACCUUUUAAUAACUGCGUUCAGAUACACUAAUCAUAGAAUUGUAAAUUUGGAUGGGACCACGAGGGUCAUCUAAUCCAACCCCCUGCAAUGCAGGAAUCUUUUCCCCAUUUCUGGUUUCCCUUUCUCUUCCAAAUACAUUUUUAAAGACUUUCCUCCCAGGUCUUCAUAAUUUUUUUAGAAGCAAAUGCUGGUAGAGUUUGUGUUGAAAUUAACAAUCCAGAUCAAGGAUAAGGAUCCUCUGGAUUUGGAGCCAAAUGUGGUUGUGUAGGCAUCUGUGCCUGGCCCUCAGCACUCUCCCUCAGGCCAUGCACUGUCCCCUGGGCACACUUCACACCACUCCUCUCUUGAGUGAAUCAUAGAAUUGUGAAAUUGCAGAGUUAGAAGGGACCUCAAGGAUCACCUAGCCCACCCACCCCCUGCAAUGCAGAAAUCUCAGCUAAAGCAUCCAUGACAGGUGGCCAUCCAACCUCUGCUUAAAAACCUCCAAGGAAGGAGAGUCCACAACCUUCUGAGGGAGAACAUUCCACUGUCAAACAGUUCUUCCUGUCAGAAAGUUCUUCCUGGUGCUUCUGGAUAGAAUAUGUCCUCGAAAUCUGGAUAAUGCCACCUUUUGCACAGCCGGAAUGUAGCCUACUGUGUACCAGGUGGUUCCCCCACUUUUGGCACUGCCCCUACACACUACUGUGAUGCUGCCCCUGAAGGGAUACCCACAAGGGAGUGUGACCCUUGGGCUGAAAAAGGUUCUGCGUCCCUGUUCUAGAUACUAUGCCUGAUACAGGUUUAGAAUUUCAAAUGCCCCAUUCAUUCUGAAUAGAUCAAUACGGGAAGGCACUAUAAGGGAUUUUGUGGCGGUCCAAUGAGGACCAGAGACUCUCAGAGUGACUGGCUUGCCUGUCUGCCUGUUACAGAGAAAAUGGCCAAUUGAAAGGGCUUUCUGGCAGUGAUUGGUUUCGUUAUGGUGAUUCUCAGAAAGGGCAACGCGGGAAGAACCCAGCAAAGGAGGGAUCAAAUUAUAAAGGGGUCCGAAUAAAGCAAGCUUGGAGACAGGAAAUUUCUGAGAGAAGAAGGAGGGGGAGAAAAGGCAACAGGAAGGAGUUGGAGGGAGAAAGGAAAACAGAGAAUUGGCAGGUCUCUAGCUGUCAACUAAAGUUCCAAAAGUUUUAAUUGCUUGCCAUUCCUUUUCUUAAAACCAUCCAUAGGAAUUAUUUCCUUCCUUGUAUUCCCAAAUGCAUUUUAGGUGAUACUAAACACCAGCUGGAAGAGAAGAAAUGGAAUUCAACUAGCACCCUCACAGUCCACACCUACACCCAGAAGUCUGGCGUUACUUGUGUUAUUCGUCACAGAGCUCUCCGAGGAGGAAAUUUAACAGCAAAUUUAUACCUUGGGCACAAUGGUAAGUGCCAAAUGUGCACAGUGUGGCUGAGGUGGCUCUGUGCAUCAAUGUUCAAGACAGAGCAAUACCGAGAGGAGAGAAGGCACAAAUUCUGUCUUCUUCACAUCAAAAUACAUUCAAUGGCAAAUCAAUAGCACAGAUUGUGGCAGUCUGCUUUAAAAAGGAGGGACUGCCAUAUUAUGACAGCAAGUUAGCUCAGUUGGUUAGAGCAGGGUGCUGAUAAUGCCCAGCUUGCAGGUUCGAUCCCCGUACGGGACAGCUGCAUAUUCCUGCUAUUGGACUAGAUGGUGCUCAAGAUCCCUUCCAACUCUACAGUUCUAUUAAUCUAGAUUAGUAAAACCAGGGCAGAAUUCAAAAUUGCUUGUUGAGGCUUCUACAGUUUUGCCAGGCCCCAUGCUAACCUCGUUGCUUACUAAGAACAGAAGAGCAUGAGAGCAUAAUAAUAGCUCAGCUGAAUCUCAAACCAAAGGCCCAACUUUUCCAGCAUUCUAUUUCUUUCUGUAGCCAACCAGAAACCUCCAGGAUACCUCGAGGAAGUCGUGAAGAAAAUAGCCCUUCUUCCAUUUUUGCUCCCUAGCCUAGGUGCAUGGAGGUAGACUGCCAGUGAAACUGGAGUCUCCAUUUAGCUGUUGUGCAGAAUAGCUAGUGAAGGUUCUGCCAUUCCUAAACUUUGCUAACCAUCUUUUAAAGCCACUGAAAGUAAUUGCCCUUGUCAUUUCUUGUGGAAGUGAGUUCUAUAAAUGACCCUGAGUUCGAAUAUUAUGUGAGAGCAGAAGAGGGGUGGCCUUGUUCUGUGUCCUUCGCCAUUGGAGGUACAGUUGAUGCUCCGAUGCCUUGCAUCAGGGAUGCGAAAACUGUAUCCCUCCAGACUUUGUUGGACUGCAGCUCCCAUCAUGACUUCUAAUCCUCAACCAUGCUGGCGGAGGCUGGUGGCCGUUGGGAAUCCGACAAUAUAUGCACCACAACCAUACAUGGAGGAAAUGAGGAAAAUUCUGAACAAAUAUGUUUCUGAUUUCCAGAGCCUACCACAGACUUCACCCCAACAACACUUGCAGUUAGUACGAUAACUCCAGAAAACCUUCCCCAUUAUAAAGGUAAAAUAUUCCAUCACCAUUUUGCAGGGUGUGAUGUACUCACUACAUUCUCCUCAUCCAAUGCUAUCUGAUACUUCCUGCCUUUCCCCCCAAAUCCAAUACAGUGGUAUCUCGGUUUUCGAGCAUCUUGGAAGCCAAAUGUUUCGGUUUUCGAAUGCUGAAAACCCAGAAGUAAACGCUUCCAUUUUCAAACGAGCCUCGGAAGUUGAAUGGCUUCCGCUGCAUGUUUUUCAAUUUCCUCAAUUGAACUUGCAGCCAGCCCUUUGCGCCUUGGUUUUUGAACGUUUCGGAAGUCAAACGGUCUUCCAGAACAGAUUACAUUCGAGAACUGAAGUACCACUGUACAUGGACAAUCCGAUCUGUUCAGUCUGCAAUGAGCUGUUUUAUUUCAAGAGCUUGGUUUUUUAAACUUUGCUUUUUAUACUUCUGCAAAUGUUGGGGUUCUCCAGAGCAUGCUGAUACAGCCAACUCCUUUUCCCAUGGCUCCAUUUUAGUGCUAAUCCUAUUGGCGCUCACUACUUGUGUUCAUUAUUAGGGAGCUGGUGGCUUUCAAAGGGCAUCGGGCAACUUGAAGGGGAUAGGACUGUCGAUGGCUGCAUUAGCCAAUGGGAAACAAAAGGAGGAGGGGGAGGCCAUUGCUUCUUCAAGCUUUGCCUGUGGUCCUCAUGGAGGGUCCAGUGCGUCACUUUGCAAAAGAGGAUGCUGGCUUAGGUAGAACUUCUGAUCUGAUCUGUCAGGGCUUUUCUGACAUUGAUCCUGCACCGUGGAGGCUGGUCUGUUAGGGUGCCCCACCAACUUCAGUCUGCCCCCAACUACCUGAAUUCUUAUUUGCAACCAGUUAAUCAAUCAAUCGUGGGAGGCGCUGUGGGUGGUGCUGUGGGUUAAACCACAGAACCUAGGACUUGCCGAUCAGAAGGUUGGCGGUUCGAAUCCCCACGACGGGGUGAGCUCCUGUUGCUCGGUCCCUGCUCCUGCCAACCUAGCAGUUCGAAAGCAUGUCAAAGUGCAAGUAGAUAAAUAGGUGCCACUCCAGCAGGAAGGUAAACGGCGUUUCCGUGCGCUGCUCUGGUUCGCCAGAAGCGGCUUAGUCAUGCUGGUCACAUGACCCGGAAGCUGUACGCCGGCUCCCUCGGCCAGUAAAGUGAGAUGAGCACCACAACCCCAGAGUCGGUCACGACUGGACCUAAUGGUCAGGGGUCCCUUUACCUUUUAAUCAAUCAAUCAAUCAAUCAAUCAUCCCCUGGGUAAACUUUCCCAGAAGAUGUUUAGCACAUAGCUUUCCCGCUAUGGAGACGAGGCUUAUUGGUCUAUAGUUGGAUGGUAAUGUGCGCUCUCCCUUUUUGUAUAUUGGAACGAUUGCGCCUGUCCAUGCCUCUGGCAUAAAAAGUCCAGUCCUAUCUACCCUUGUGAAUAGGUUGGCCAGCAAGGUAGCCCACCAGUCAGGAUCUAGUUUAAGAACAUUGGGACCUAUGCCAUCUGGGCCAGUGGCUUUCCCUUGCUGGUCUAUUAACAUUUUUAUUUCAUCUGAUGAAACUGGGGGCCACUUGGGGGCAUUGAUUUGCAUAGAAUGAUAACAAGCUGUCCCACUGGAAUGAUCCUCAUUGCAAGACACUUGAAAAGUAGUGGUACCAAUCAUUAGGCGAAACAGGUGGAGAGGAAAGUCAUUAGUGUUAAAUGCCCCAGAAUAUAAGGGCCAGAAUCUCCUUUCAUCGUUUGAGGUUAUGGCAUACGUAGUGGAGUUGUUCCCAUUGUUUGUUGGUAUGUUCAGAUCUCCGUCUUUUUAAAAAAUAAGGUGCUGCAGUAAGUUUUGGGACCUGAAAUAUUCUGGGGGUAGGGCGGUGGCUUCGUCCUUACGGUGUGGGUGGAAGAUAUUCCGGAUGUGUGCUUUGAGAUCUCUGCAUUCCUUAUGAAACCAGAUUGCAGCAAAGGGCUCCCUGGGUCGUUUUUGCACUGUGAAUUGUUGUUUUGAAAAUUCAUUCAGAGAUGUUAUUAGGACUUCAAAUGAUUCAACCAGUCUAGAGGGUGGCACUGGACGUCCACUUCCUCCUCCUUAGGAUUCACCCACUCUUCUGCUUGUCCCAAGUCUAGAAAGCACAGGUCUGAGUGGUUUUUCCCUUGCCUCCCUCCUUUCAUAGGAAAAGCCCACACCUUAGUGCUAAAUCAGAGAAAACCUGAAUUGCUGUUUGCUCCGACUGAGCACUAAAGAGCGCUGUUCCCUGAGGGGAAGCAGUGGGACGAGAGGCAGUGUGGAGAAGCCCUUAGUCUCCCUACUGACCAUAUAAAACUCAGUAAGGAGGAGGUUUGGGACAAAGCUAGAAUGGGUUUGCUGUGACUGUCAUUAGCUCUGGCUCCUCCUACUGUCAGCCUCCCAACCUGCUGCCCAACCAGUCCCAAUGGGCACCAGCCCCCCGUGGUCCUGGGGUAAGAAAGGGAGGAAGAAGACUUUUUUUUAAUUCUUUUUUAUUAUUUCAACAGGGCCAGGCGAAGCAUUAAAUAUUACAGAAGGAAACCCUGGAACACAAACACCACACACAAGUGCUGCAGCAGCAACUCUGAAUUCUAAUGCUACCAACGGUAUGAUGAAGCAGUUUAACAAUUAUUUCCUGACGUUAAAAAAUGAAGUUGAUUUCCGAUGAUAACCCAACCCCAUGCAGCUUACUUCAUCUCCUGGAAUAUCAGAAUUGCAGCAUUUUACAUUCAGGUCACCAAAAGAAAUUACUCUUUUGCUUGAUGCAGAACAUUGGGUAGUUCGUUGCUUUUAGAUGUGGUGAUAGUUACCAGUCUAGACGUCUUGAAAAGUGGAUUAGGCAAAUUCAUGGAGGCUGAAGCUAUUGGUGCCUAUUUGUUCAGAUGGUUAAAUAGAACCUCCCAGUUCAGAGGCAGUAUACAAGCACAAAGCAACAGCAGUAGAGGGCCUUUGCCUUUAUGACCUGCUUGUGGGCAUGAGGCUCUUAAUCUCAGGGUUGUGGGUUUGAGCCCCAUGUUAGGCAAAAGUUUCCUGCAUUGCAGGGGGGUGGAGUAGGUGACUCUCGUGGUCCCUUCCAACUCUACAAUUCUAUUAUUUCCAGAGGCAUCCAGUGGCCAUCAUGGUAGCCGGAUGCUGACCUAGAUGGAGCAUUGGUCUGAGGCUGAGCUAGUAGGAUUCUUUAUGAGUUCUUAAAUUUUUGCUUGGGAAUUAAAGGAACAACACUUCUCUUUUCAUUUUCUUCAGGCUCAGAAAAAAUAUUAAAUGCGACAGAAGAAAACCUUAGUAUACCAACUCUGUCUCCAACUGGGGGAGCAGCAACCCUGAAUUCUUAUGCCACUAAAGGUAUGCUGAAAUAAUAUUAAAAUAAUCGUCUCCAAAUGAAAAAAUGGAAUUAACUUCUGCUGCUAAUCCUUAAAUAUACAGGUUAUUUCAAGCUAUUCACUGUAAUGUCAGCAUUGCUAUAUUCACUCGUCUCAGGAUGUGAAAGGAAUAAACCUUCUUUUUUUCAAUUCAGCAGGAUCAGAUAAAAUAUCCAAUGUGACAGAAGGAAAUUCUAGUACACAAACACCGUAUCCAGGUUCUGACACAGCAACUCCGAAUUCUCAGAGCACAAUUGGUAAGUUAGUGAAAUGUUAACAUCCUGAUGUACAGGUAGCCAGUGUGGUGCCCUACAUAUGUUUUGGACUCAGGUUCUCAUCACCCAAUCCAGCUUGGCCAAUGGUCAGGAAUUAUGGGAGUUGUAGUCCAACAUCUGGAAUGAAUGCUCAAUAAAAACAUCUAAACUUUUUGGAAACACUCAAUAGACGGGUCAUCUGGAAGUGACCAAAAACUCGUUCUACCAGCUGAAGAGAAACUUUGCAACCAGCCCAAUGCACUGUUGUUAACUCGUUUACUGGUGGGGAUCCAUCAGACAUUGCCCCUAAAGGAACCAUGGCUGUUACAGAAAUAGGAUGCAUCCGCAACACUCAGAGGACAAUGUACCAAAAGCAUGAAAACUCACAUUUUUGUUUUUGUUGUUUUUGUUUGUUUUGUUUUGUUAACAGGAACAAAUCUUACACACGAAGGAAUCGUGAAACGAGCGAGCCUUUUGCUUCCCAUCCUUGUGACGGUGUUACUUUCUGCUCUCUUCAUCAUUGUCCUGCUUCUUGUGGUGAAACUGUGGAAGGCACACAGAGAAUGGAAGAAAGGUUAGAGAGGACAGACAAAUGAAGAGUGUGCAUUCUGGAUGCUUUGACAACCCCUCCCCUCCCAAAAGCAGUGCAGGGGGUAGGACUGUCAUUAUGCACACUUAAGGUAAAAGUAAAGGGACCCCUAACUAUUAGGUCCAGUCGCAGACGACUCUAGGAUUGCGGCGCUCAUCUCGCUUUAUUAGCUGAGGGAGCCGGCGUACAGCAAGACUAAGCUGCUUCUGGCGAAACCAGAGCAGCACACGGAAACACCGUUUUCCUUCCCGCCGCAGCGGUACCUAUUUAUCAACUUGCACUUCAUGCUUUCAAACUGCUAGGUUGGCAGGAGCAGGGACUGAGCAACGGGAGCUCACCCCGUCAUGGGGAUUCGAACCGCUGACCUUCUGAUCGGCAAGCCCUAGGCCCUGUGGUUUAACCCACAGCACCACCCGCGUCCCUUUAUGCACACUUACCUGGGAGUAAAUCCCAAUGAAUUCAGUGGGGCUUCAGAUUGCAAUUGACCCCUGCCUCUUUGUGAAGAAAUGUCAUACACAUACACACACACACACACACACACACACAGCUGCUGGUGCUGCUGCUCAUUAUUUUCCUUUCCAAUGUCACCUAUGUAGAAACUGAAGUUUCGGAUCAGACGCUUGAAAGUAACAAAUCUCGGCCAAAUGAGGACAACCAUGGGCAGGAGAAGAAUAGAAAUGGUAUGCAUGGAAAUUUUUGUGUUUGUGUGGAUGGGGGCAGAGGGAAUGGUUUGAAUUAAGAAAUGCAACCAAGGUAAUAGCUGAUGGAUCAACUAGGGAUUAAAGUCUAAUCGUAUUUUUGUUCUCGGUUUAUACAACUGUUCCAAAGCAAUGGAUCUGGAUUUCAUCCAUGAAAACAAAGUUGUACCACAAACCCUACAAUUCAAGGCCUAUGUCCAGAAAGGACACAAAGAAAGUGUCUACAAAAAGGGGUUACAAUUUAAAGGGGAGAUGGAAUAAAUGAUACAAUGAAAUAAAUUCCAGUACAGUCAUACCUUGCAUCAGUACAGCCAUCAGUAAAAUCAACAAAAGUUUAAAAGAAUAAAAAAGAGGGGAGGGUUCAUCUGAAGGCAGCAAGAGAGAGGGGACGAAAUGGAAUUCUCAAGGGAGGGAAUCUUCCUGAUGUUAAAAGGUCCUUGGCACCUGACAACCCAUGUGGCAAGGUCAGUGUAGUGGUCACAGUGUUGGACUGGGACUUGGGAGACCAGGGUUUGAAUCCCCAACACAGCCAUGAAACUGACUAGGUGACCUUGGGCCAGUCUAACCUACCUUACAGGGCUGUUGUUGCAAGGAUUAAAUGAGGAUGGAGAGAACCUUGUCCACCACCUUGAGCUGCUCAGAGAAAAAGGUGGGAUGUAACUGCAAGAAAUAAUAAUAAAUACAAUUUUAGGUCCCAGAUUGCUUCGAAAUACAUGAAUAGGUUCUGAUUUCAGUAAUGGCUGACAGAGAUAACUUCAUGUCAUAUUACACAGCAAAAUAAGCACUCUGUAUGAUGGGCAAGAGCAAUAGAUAUUUGUUUUAUUUUUUAUCCAGUUAUCCCUUGGAAGAUCAGUAAGAAAUAUGUAAUUGGAGGAUCGUGCACGAGGACAAUGAAGAAUUCAGAGGGGAGUCAAGAUUCAUCAGUCUUUGAAAAACAUUUGCCUUCUGUUAAGGAAACUGACCUGUGAGCAUCACUCCCUACUGAUAAUAUUGGACUAUGUACAAUGGCGCAGGACGGCAUUCACUUUAUUUAGCCUGUGGCUAAAUAUUCACCUUUCUGUGAAAAACACUUCAGAACCAACAUUUUCAACAGGAUUUCAAACCAGCGGAAACAACUGGUUCAUAAACGUGGGGUUCAAGCUGGGCUAAUUGUGUUGUAAAUAAAAAGACAACCAUACUGCAAAAGCUGUUGAGAAUCUGCAACUUGUAUAUGUUAUGAUUGAGCUAGCAUCUUAAUAAAUACAAUACUUAGCACUUUGGAGCAUACAAAGCAGUUCACACAUUUCCCCAGUAAACCCUCCCAACAAUGCAGUACAGGUCAAAAUAAUUAUCCCCAUAUUGCAGAUGGGAAGACUGAAACUACCUAGAGUUGACCUGAAGUGACUUAUCUGGUGUCUGACUGUGGU